Messenger RNA from Macrobrachium nipponense, 3679 nucleotides. RefSeq names its product toll-like receptor 13. The record is from RefSeq and is a predicted model, not a curated record. Gene Ontology annotation, molecular function: transmembrane signaling receptor activity; protein binding. The coding region runs from base 639 to 3065 and encodes 808 amino acids. Lineage: Eukaryota; Metazoa; Arthropoda; Malacostraca; Decapoda; Palaemonidae. The transcript has 10 exons. Gene Ontology annotation, biological process: inflammatory response; toll-like receptor signaling pathway; immune response. Gene Ontology annotation, cellular component: plasma membrane.
AAGUAAAUCGUUCAAGAAUGCACGCUAUAUUCAGAUGCUGGUGUCCGAACAGUUCUGAAGUAUUACAAAAUCACCUCGAACGAUUUUACGUCCGGACAUUUUAACAUGAUUAUUUAGAAGAUGAACCCCAUUCAAAUUGAACAAGCCCACCACAGGGCACUGACUUCAAACUUCAGCUUCCACAGAAUAACAUGGUGUUCAUUUGAAAGAAGUAACAGAAGGUCUUAGGAAAUGCAGAAGGAAGAGAGCAGUUGCUAGAAAAGAAAAUAUAGAUAAAUAAAUAAGUAAAUAAAUAAAUAAACAAAUAAAUUAAGAUUAAAUUGUAAGCUAAUAAAUUACAUGCUUAACGCGGUGUUCAUUUGAAAGAAAGUAUUAGUAAAUACAUAAAGGAAGAGAGCAGUUAUUAGAAACGAAAAGAGUAAAAUAAUUUAAAAAAUAGAUGAAAAUGUAGGUCAAUUAUUUAAUGGCAUGCUUUUCAUUAAACGUCAUAUUGCUUUGUGAAUAAGGCCCAAGAGUGUCACCGUAAUAAAAUUAAGUAUUAUUCUUCGGUGACACCCUAGUCACAGUCAGAUUGUCCAAUACUAUGAUUAAUAUUAUUAUUAUACAUCCCUCCCACUCUCUGCUCACAGCCAGACCCGAUGGGCUCGGAACCCGUGAAGAUGCCCUACCUGGAGACCAUCGGUCUGAACCACAACCCACUCUGCUACCUGCCGGAGAAGCUCUUCAAGCCCCUGAGGAAUUCGCCCGUGAGGAGGCUCUACAUGAAGAACUGCUCCCUCUGCGAUUUUCACGGCCAGCCAUUAUCCUACCUCCGCCACCUGGAAGUGCUGGACCUGUCAGCCAACAUGGGAAUGGAUGUCUCGCAAAUCGCCAGGUUCCUCAAACCUCUCAAAGAUGGACAACUGCGGGAACUCUACCUGGCUCAAAACAAUUACGCAACCGUUCCUAAGACUGCCUUGAGUUUGGUCAACGCGACGCUAGAAAAACUCGACCUGCACGCAGCCGCCUUCACCUGCCUGGACAAUACGUCCUUUCCCAUGAUGCCCAGGCUGAAGAUUCUCAACCUGAUGUACUCCCGCAUCUAUUCGAUCGAGGAGCAGACCUUCACCACUCUCCCGAUGCUGGAGGAACUUUACCUCGACGGGAAUUACCUGCAGAGCUUCCCGGCUGCCGUUCUCCUGCCUUCCCUAAGGAAACUCUCGAUGAUAGAGAACCCGACCUACACGGGGGGCGACGCCUCCAGGUCAUUCAACAUGGGCAACGUGAAUCUGUCGAAAAUGAAGAACCUGCUGAGUCUGGCGCUGGACAAGGUGCAGCUGACGGAGGUGAAGAACACCUAUUUCCUGGGCCUUUACGAACUCCUGAACCUGAGCCUAGUCGACUGUCAUAUCACGACCAUCGAGCCGUACAGUUUCAGGAACCUGACAAAGCUACAGACACUGUACCUCGACAAGAACUCCCUGACACUCAUGGCCAACGAGACUUUCAGGGGACUGAGGAACCUGAAAAACUUGAGCCUCACCAAAAACAACAUCGCCUUCUUCUCCCGAGACAUAAUCUACCACCUGUGGGCGGGCGUGGGUAAGCCCACCGUUGACACGCGAGACACGAGGUCAACGACUGUCAAGGACUCCUGGCCCGGAUCAGGUCCACUGUCAUACGCCAGGGCCUUCGAGGACUUGGUGGUGACCUUCGGGAAAAAUCGAGUGACGCUCCCCGAAGGGCGAGAGGCGACCCUUCAGAGGGAAUACGCCGCUUCCCAGGGGGCGCUGACGGAAGACGGCGGCAAAGAACCGACGGCUUACUUCCCUUUCGGCGGGCUGGAGAACCUCCAGUACCUCUGGCUCAGCGACAACCAGAUCCGCUGCCUGGUCCCCGAGAUCUUCCGAGACCUGGUCAACCUGGAGGUGCUGAACCUGGGGUAUAACGAGAUCGACCAGUGGUACGAGCCCAUCCUUCAGCGGAGCCAGAAACUGACCUUCCUCUCGCUGGAGAAGAACUCCGUGAAGGUUCUGACGGAGGCCAUGGUCGAGGACUUCCAGAUCAAGAGCCUGGAGAGCAUCAACCUCAAAAACAACAUUCUUCUUUGCAACUGCAGCCUGGCCUUCUUCAACGGCAGCCUCGACACGUCCAUAUUCGUCGACUUCUCCAGCUACGACUGCUGCAAGAACAACAAAUACUACAACGUCUCCGUGGUCCUUCAGGAGCUCGACUGCCCCGACGACUCCGCCAGUAAGGGGGACGACGACCCCGAGGCCGCCACAGUCUUGGAGAUGAAGCUCGUCAUCGGGAUCGUGGUGGCUCUUCCCGCCGUCGUAGUCUUCGCUUUUCUGGUGAUCUACAAAAGGAGGUGGUACAUCCGCUACAUUGUAUACUCCAUGAAAUCCGGGAUGAAGAUGUACAAGGAGGACGAUGACAGCUACCUCUACGAUACCUUCGUCUGCUACUCCCAGGCGGACAGACAGUGGGUCUUCGAGCACCUCCUCAGGAAACUGGAGGACAUGGCAAAGUACAGAGUGUGCGUUCAUGAGCGUGACUUCGCAGUCGGACAGGAGAUAACCGAAAACAUCAUUUACAGCGUUGAGAAAUCAAGGAAGGUCAUCGUGGUGCUGACGCCCUCCUUCGUCGCCAGCAGCUGGUGUAUGUUCGAACUGCAGAUGGCGAGCAACAAGAUCCUCGACGAGAAGAAGUCGAAGUUGAUCCUGAUCCUCCUGGAGGAGAUUCCGGCCAAGGACCAGUCGAAGAAGCUGCGGCUCCUCCUGAAGACGAGGACCUACAUCACGUGGGAGAAGUCCGAGGAGCAGCAUAGGUUCUUCUGGGCCAGGCUCUUCAGGGCGAUUGCCAAGCCUUCGGACACCGAGGGGCUGAGGACUGUCUCCUCCAGCGCGGAGCUGGUCGGGUCCUCCUCGACGUCCUCCUCGACGUCCGGGUCUCUGGAAUCGUCUUCUUCUUCUGUAUCUCCUUUCCCUCCUCCUUCUCCUCCUCCUCCUUCUUCUUCUUCUUCUCUCGCUCCGUACACAAACUUCACUCUGGACGAAAGUGAUGUGACCAAUAUUCAUUUAUGAAGCGCCUCAGUGGCGUGGUCGGUAUGGUGUUGGCGUACCACCUCGGAGGUCGCGUGAGUUCGAUUCUCGGGCAUUCCACUAAAGGGCCAGAGAUGUGUAUUUCUGGUGAUAGAAGUUCACUCUCGACGUGGUUCGGAAGUCACGUAAAGCCGUUGGUCCCGUUGCUGAAUAACCACUGGUUCCAUGCAACGUCAAAACACCAUACAAACAACAAAUAUUCAUUUAUGAAAUUCAGUACUACUCAUUCGUUGAUAUUUCUGAUAUUUCACCUUCUUAGGGUAAGUUAAAAACAUACAAUAUACAUAGUCUGUAAGUAGGUGUAUUUAUAUUUGUAUAUCCAGAGAUUUGCGGUUAUAUCUUUACAUCCAAAUAAUAAUUAUUAUAUAGAAACACACAUAAAAUAUAUGUAAAUGUAUAUAUACAUAUAUAUAGUCACCACCCCAAAAAAAAAAUAUUGUCCUCUCAUUACUGUAUCACAACAAUUCACGAAUCACUAUACGUCACUAUCAAUUAUACCUCCCUUUUACAGUGCAGUAUUGUGCAUCAUUCCUCUUCAGCACUUUAUAACGAAGCCCCUAUUUUGUCAGUUAUGUUGGAAGACUUUUCAGAGAAAA